Molecule: messenger RNA, 495 nt
Organism: Prorocentrum cordatum
Lineage: Eukaryota; Dinophyceae; Prorocentrales; Prorocentraceae
Source: the annotation of a GenBank genome assembly
AUGCUGGAGGCUUCGAUUCCGAACCACGCUUCCGAGGCCUCCAGGAAAGUGUCGCCCGUGGAGCGCCCCUUAGAGCGCCCAGCAGCGCCAAUGAACCCCACGGAUGCGGGAUCCAAGGCCCUUCUUGUUUUGUAUCGAGUGUUGAGGGGCGACCUUCCUUUCAGUGCUUGUGGCACGUUGGCGGACUUUGAUCAGUUUGUCUUGUCACAAGAUAGUUGGGCGAAGGUCACGCGCGACGAUAAGCCAACUCGAUUGGGUUCUAUGUCUGAAGACAGUUGCGUUGCGAUGUGCGAUGAAAGGUCAAUGGACGUUUGUGCAGGUGUGUCGUGGGACUCCGAAACGCAGAGCUGCUUCGUGUUUACAACGGUUCCGAUACAUCGACUUCUUCAACAGCCGGAACGUGACGCCGCAGGUCUUCGCAAUCCGCACAAGUUACGCAUCAAGACGAUGCCGUCGUCAACUAAGUUUUCCGACAACGAGUUGUGCCGAUUGUAG